UCUUUCUUUCUCGUUUCAGCGAAUUCGAUCGGCAUCAGCACGAACCUGAGGGGGAAACGCGAUUCCCUUUUCCCUUCGCAACCAACUUCUUAAGGAUUCCAAUUCCAUCCUCAGAAGCUUUCUUCUUAUCCUUUCCCAAUACCAAUUUUAGGGUUUUUCUCAUUCCUCUUUUGUUGUUUCAUCUUCAUCCACGCUCUUUUAUUCUGUUUUUUUUUUCCUCCUUUUCUGUCUUCUCUCUGCUUUUCCCCCCUCUUUGAAUCCUUAGGCAUAUCGGUUGAAGAGAAAAAGAAAAGAAAAAAGAGAAAAGGGUAGAAAUUUCGUUUUAUAUAUUUUUUAUUCUGUGGAUAAAUUCGAUUCUAUUUUUCGUCCUCUGAUUCCAUUCUAGCUGUUUUUUUUUUUUUGUUAAAUUAUAAUUGUUGGGUUCUUCGCAAGAAACUCUGUGAAGUUUUUGGUGCGUUGUUUUUGUUUGUCAUCCAAAAUCGAGGGUUUUCUUGUAGAUCUUUACCACACCUUUUUUUUUAAUUAUUUUUGUUUUUGUAAUUUCUUUUUCGCUCAUCUUGUUCCCGUGUCAUUCUCCUCCUAGGAACCAAAAAGAAAAAAAGAAAAAAAAAUUCUGUAUCGAAAAAGAACCCCGAAAAAAGGAUUAGGGUUUGUCGAUUGAGGUUAGGGUUGUGUACAUAGAUAGAUAGGUGCGAUGGCGUUGAAUUUCUCGCAUCGACCGAUUUUUUCUGAGGAUAAUUUGGUUUCGCCGAUGAGGAUGGGGAUUGCAGAGAAGAGUGGUGUUGAUAAUUGUUUUGAAUAUGGGAUAGAUAGGUGCGAUAGAGGUGGUACUUCCCACGAUGACAUUGUUGAUCUUUUGCCUUCGGAUCCCUUCGGCAUGGACAUCAGCACUACCUUCACGGCGGCCAUCACUGGGUGGCUCGAGGAUUUGGAGGUUGAUUAUGGUGGGUACCGUAGGGAUGAGCUUGGUGCGGGUGGUGAGAAUUACCAGCUUUUUGCUGGGUUGAAUUUCUUUUGGAACAAUGCCAUGAGGUUCCACGCGUGUGUUGAGGAGAAGAGAGGGUUUGCCGAGUGUUGUUAUGUGAGUGAAGGUGGGGCUGCUGCAUCUUGCAAUUUUGGGUAUGGAUCUGCUUGUGAUGAUGAUAUGGUGCGUUUGGCGGUUCCAAGCGUGUCGGAUGGCAUGACUGUAGGUGAUUUUGUAAAUUGCUGUGGAGGAGAAGGAGGAGGAGGGGGAGGGGGAGGGGGAGGGGAUGAGCUUGCUCCUCACCCUGCUUUGAGUUUUUCUCUUGGUUAUCUGGGUCUGUCUGAUCUUCUAGUUGUUGAAAGAGUGUGUAAGUCUCUGCAUUCGACAGUUUGGGGUGAUCCGCUUUUGUGGAGGAGUAUCCGUGUUGAUCAGCCUUUGAAUGAGAGGAUUACUGAUGACGUUCUUUUGCAAUUGACCAGUAGGGCUCAAGGUCAUCUUCAGUGCUUGAGCCUCGUUGAGUGUACGAGGAUAACUGACGAUGGUCUGAAGCGCGUUCUUGAAGUCAAUCCCAAGUUAAUCAAGUUAAGUGUUCCUGGAUGUACAAGACUCAGUAUUGAGGGCAUUGUGGGUAUUUUAAAAGCUUACAACUCUAUGGGUAUCCAAGGGGUGAAGCAUUUACACAUAGGUGGUCUUUAUGGUGUUACGCAAAAGCAUUUUGAGGAGCUGAAGCUUUUGUUGGGUGCUGAUAGCCAGCUGCUGAAGCACUCUCACAAGCCACACUAUUAUCGCAGGGGAAACCUAUAUCUGUCCUGCGAUGAUGAUCGGGCCAUAGAUGUUGAAGUCUGUCCACGAUGCCAGAAUUUAAGGCUUGUAUAUGAUUGUCCAGCUGAGGGUUGUCAAGGGGUGGGGCACGCUGCUCAGGCCUGCAGGGCAUGCACUCUAUGCAUACCCCGGUGUAGUCAGUGUGGUCGCUGCAUAAAUGACAGUGAGUAUGAGGAAACAUUUUGUCUGGAGUUGCUUUGCUCUUCUUGUUCUAAGCAGCUAGUCAAAUGUUCAGAAAGGACAGACAAUAGAAAGGUUGGGCCAGCCAAGUCAGUUGUUCUUCAUGAACAAAGUUAGGGCUUGUGUCAUCAUAGAGUAUCCUGCAGAAAUCUUUAUGAGGAUAAAGUCCCGUAUGAAGUCAUAUGAAAUGUUGGGUGCUGUUGCGGUUGCGUGUUGGUCUUCGUAUUUGGUCUUGGAAGUGGGAUGCAUUCAGUUGGGAUUUUUUCCCGUUGUAGAGCGAGUGGAACACGACUUCAUUUUUGUGUUUCUGCAACUGCUGGAGUGACAUGCAGAAACCAAAUUGAUUACCAUGGUUAUUGAUCACCUACUGCAUAGCUACGAUGGAUUUUCAGUUAUGUGGCAUUAUCAGGGCUGCAGUUGGAGCGUUAUGCUUUGCGACAUUCAGACAAUAUUUGCGAUAGGUCUGAUUCAUAACCAGAUUGAACUUUCCGAUCUUAGAUUUCUAGUUACUUCAUCAUUAGCUGUUUUGUAUUCACUCUUGCCAGGUUGUGGUAUAUGUACCCUGUCUAUAUUUUUUGCCAUACUUGGAGGAGAAAAAUAAAAAAAAAAGUGGGGUAUUACGGUUUACGAUGUCUUUAAAUCCAUGCUUGUGUCACUUUUAACUUUUGUGUCAAGUGAAAUUUAUGGUGGACUUGGAGCUUAGAAUGAAAUACUAUUUAUGAUGUGCUUGAGUAUUUUGGC
This is a messenger RNA of Abrus precatorius (Indian licorice), 2707 nucleotides long. Its product is annotated as F-box protein SKIP14. The record is from RefSeq and is a predicted model, not a curated record. Bases 695 to 2083 code for a protein of 462 amino acids. Gene Ontology annotation, cellular component: cytoplasm. The transcript has 2 exons. Lineage: Eukaryota; Viridiplantae; Streptophyta; Magnoliopsida; Fabales; Fabaceae.